Eremothecium gossypii ATCC 10895 is the source of this 468-nucleotide messenger RNA. RefSeq lists its product as uncharacterized. The record is from RefSeq and is marked provisional. NCBI's taxonomy places the organism in Eukaryota, Fungi, Ascomycota, Saccharomycetes, Saccharomycetales, Saccharomycetaceae. The transcript has a single exon. The coding region runs from base 1 to 468 and encodes 155 amino acids.
AUGACAGCCAGCGUCCAGGAUAUCGUGGUGCCCACCGCCGGCGACAGCGCCGGCGGGCGCGACGGGCGCCCCAACCAGGCGGUCACCCUCCCCGUCGCGCUCGACAGCGCGACCGGCGAGGUGCUCGUGCGCAAGGCCACCGGCAAGACCCGCGUGCGCAAGGGCCAGACAGAAGAGCAGUACUGCGAGCAGCUGCAGCAGUACUUCGAGCGUGACGGCGGUCCCGAGUGCACGGACGAGGGCUGGCUCGACCGCGCGGCGCCCGCGGCCGCCGCGCGCACCAAGCAGGAGCGCCAGCGCCUCGCCGCCGUCUACCAACGCCUCUACUUCCUCGGCCGCCGUCGCGACGCCGCCGCAGUCGCCCGCCAGCUGCUGCAGACGUACGCCGGCGCCGGCGCGCCGCCCCAGCUGGCGCGCGAGCUCGCCGAGCUCGAGCACGUGAUCGCCGCGGACCCCGCGGAGCCUUGA